This is a messenger RNA of Marmota monax (woodchuck), 3019 nucleotides long. It is a transcript of the gene Tmeff2, whose product is annotated as transmembrane protein with EGF like and two follistatin like domains 2. The transcript has 10 exons. Gene Ontology annotation, molecular function: protein binding. Bases 371 to 1495 code for a protein of 374 amino acids. The record is from RefSeq and is a predicted model, not a curated record. NCBI's taxonomy places the organism in Eukaryota, Metazoa, Chordata, Mammalia, Rodentia, Sciuridae.
GCUGCUAGGCUGCGGGGCGCUUUGACUCUCCCUCCACCCUUCCUCCUUGGGCUCCUCUCCUUUGCCUCCUGGACUUCUGUCUCCUGCGCUUCUUGGAGGCCCCUCCUUAUGGCAAGAGCUUAUCGCAUCUCUGGAGUUGCUUCUCAGCGGAGGACCCUCUCACUCCCCGGGCUGAGCCGGGUCACUGGAUGUUGCUGAAACUCUCGAGAUCAUGCGCGGGUUUGGCUGCUGCUUCCCCGCCGGGUGUCACUGCCACCGCCGCCGUCUCUGCUGCCACCGUCCGCGGGAUGCUCAGUAGCCCGCUGCCUGGUCCCCGAAAUUCUGUGUUCUUCAGAAGCCGUUUGCUGCUGCAGAGUUGCGAGAACUAGUCAUGGUGCUGUGGGAGUCCCCGCGGCAGUGCAGCAGCUGGACACUUUGCGAGGGCUUUUGCUGGCUGCUGCUGCUGCCGGUGAUGCUACUCAUUGUAGCCCGCCCAGUGAAGCUCGCUGCUUUCCCUACCUCUUUAAGUGACUGCCAAACACCCACCGGCUGGAACUGCUCUGGUUAUGAUGACAGAGAAAAUGAUCUCUUCCUCUGUGACACCAACACCUGUAAAUUUGAUGGGGAAUGUUUAAGAAUUGGAGACACUGUGACUUGCGUCUGUCAGUUCAAGUGCAACAGUGACUAUGUGCCUGUGUGUGGCUCCAAUGGGGAGAGCUACCAGAAUGAGUGUUACCUGCGGCAGGCUGCGUGCAAACAGCAGAGUGAGAUACUUGUGGUAUCAGAAGGAUCGUGUGCCACAGAUGCAGGAUCAGGAUCUGGAGAUGGAGUCCAUGAGGGCUCUGGAGAAACCAGUCAGAAGGAGACAUCUACCUGUGAUAUUUGCCAGUUUGGCGCAGAAUGUGAUGAGGAUGCUGAGGAUGUCUGGUGUGUGUGCAACAUUGACUGCUCUCAAACCAACUUCAAUCCCCUCUGUGCUUCUGAUGGGAAAUCUUAUGAUAAUGCAUGUCAAAUCAAAGAAGCAUCAUGUCAGAAACAGGAGAAAAUUGAAGUCAUGUCUUUGGGUCGAUGUCAAGAUAACACAACUACAACUACUAAAUCUGAAGAUGGGCAUUACGCAAGAACAGAUUAUGCAGAGAAUGCUAACAAAUUAGAAGAAAGUGCCAGAGAACACCACAUACCUUGUCCAGAACAUUACAAUGGCUUCUGUAUGCAUGGGAAGUGUGAGCAUUCUAUCAACAUGCAGGAGCCGUCUUGCAGGUGUGAUGCUGGUUAUACUGGACAACACUGUGAAAAAAAGGACUACAGUGUUCUCUAUGUUGUUCCUGGUCCUGUACGAUUUCAAUACGUCUUAAUUGCAGCUGUAAUUGGAACAAUCCAGAUAGCUGUCAUCUGUGUGGUGGUCCUCUGCAUUACAAGGAAAUGCCCCAGAAGCAACAGAAUUCACAGACAGAAGCAAAACACAGGGCACUACAGUUCAGACAACACAACCAGAGCGUCCACGAGGUUAAUCUAAGGGGAGCAUGUUUCACAGUGGCUGGACUACCGAGAACUUGGACUUCACAAUACAGUAUUAUAGACAAAAGGAUAAGACAAGAGAUCUACACAUGUUGCCUUGCAUUUGUGGUAAUCUACACCAAUGAAAACAUGUACUACAGCUAUAUUUGAUUAUGUAUGGAUAUAUUUGAAAUAGUAUACAUUGUCUUGAUGUUUUUUCUGUAAUGUAAAUAAACUAUUUAUAUCACACAAUAUAGUUUUUUCUUUCCCAUGUAUUUGUUAUAUAUAAUAAAUACUCAGUGAUGAGAAAAAAUUGGCAUUCUUAAAUCUGCGGUAUUUCCUAACUCUGAAUAUAAUCCAGCUAGUACAAUCUGUACAGGUACCAGUAUUUUAUCUCUUUCCACAUCUGGAGACAGCACAUUAGUUUAUACAGGACGCGGUGGCUAAGUUUUGAGUGAUUCCAAGAUCAAGGGAAAUGAUGGUUAUUGGAAAAGAGAAAAAAUAAUUUACUUUAUAUCGAGUGAGGAUAAAAUAUUUCUGAUCUUUGAAUCAUUUCUAUUUCAUCUACAUUCUUCCCUGGUCUUCCAUUUUCAUCCCCAGAGCAGAAAAUCUAGGGCAUAUAAAUUAAAUCAAAGAAGAAGGGGAGGGAAAGUAUUUUAUAACUCAUAAAGGAGAGGGAAAGAAGAUAUUGGUUUUAUUUGGGAAACGGCUAAGAAUCUCCCAGUUAAGUGUUUUUAUCCGAAGGGUCCUGAGUGAGUUAAUUAUUAGGUAUACACACAGUGGAAAAGUCUAUUCCAUUUAGGUGAAUGGAAUUAACAGUGAGGGGGAAAAUUUAAUAACUCGGUAAAUUGCCAAAAUUGUGACUUCUCAGAAACACCUCACUAUAUUUGUAGUAUGAGAUUUUGAAAAAGAAGUUAGGCUUACAACCAAAUACCCCAUAAAUAGCUUUACGACUAAUGAGGCACCAUUAUUUAGAAUGGAAUUAAGACAAUGACAAUAUUGCAUGAAAACAGACAAUUAAUCCCAUAGCAUCUGAAGGAUGUUAGUGAAAUUCUGGUGUUGAUUUUUGUUUGAUUUAAGCAUAUGAAUAACUAUGGCCAUUUUAGGGAAAAAAAUAAAUUAUGAAUAUUCUCAAGGAAUAAGAUUAAAAUAACUAAUCAAAUAGUUGCCUUAUUAUAUUUAUCACUGGAUAGCUUUCCAUGGCUCAUACAGUAAAUUUAAAUAAAGCUUUCUUUGUAUCCUUCAAGUGACCUCUCUGUCUACCAAAAGGAAUGAUGCUCCUAUGUCCAAAAAAAGGACACAAAUAUCAAACCAAUAUAUUCUGAAUACAAAAUUAUUCAGUGAAAAAUAAAUGUAUAAGGUAUUUGUUAAAACAUAAAGGUGACAAUAUAAAUGGGAUUUAAGACAUUAAAAAAUCUGGUUUUCCAGAUCAGUCAUAGUUUGAAGGGUGUGACUGUAUUGGCAUAACCAUCACUCAAAUUUUUUUAUAUAGGCCAGUCCUGUGAUACUUGGAUAAGACAAUUCCUUUUAAACUGCUGCAUGG